GUUCGUUUCAUUCUCUGCCGCGCCGUUGACAAUUGACGUUCAAUCGCUUUUUCCAUUUGCUUUUUAUUUUCUUUCCUCCUGCUUUGUUUCUCCUUUGGUCCGGCGUCUAAAUGCCUUUUGAAUAUUAAUCAGACAUUGAGCGACGAACUGCAAAAAUUCGAGAAGCGGCUAACGAAAAUCAAAAAUCACUGUCGAUUCGAAGGGAGUGUGAACACUACUACCACAAGCGAACAAAAAACAUAGCAGAAGCGCGACAACGCCGGCAGAGGCAGAGGUAGACGCAGAAGCAGCGGUUGCAGUGUGCGACAAAAGCAGAAUAACGGAGAAUCAGAAACUAAUCAGCCGGCAUAGGCAAUAGGCUACGAAUCCAUCUAGUGUCCAGUAAUCGGUAAAAUUCGAAAUGGAGGAGAACAAUUCCCGUGUGCUGAGCCUGCUCGGCGGGUUGGCCAUCGGCAUUGUGGGCUUGCAGGUGUUCCGCAAGGUCCUGCCCUGGAUUUAUGCGAAUGUGGUGGGACCCAAGGUGUUUGGCUCCUCCGUGAAUCUCGCCAAGAUGGGCGAGUGGGCAGUUGUCACUGGAUCCACCGAUGGAAUUGGCAAGGCCUACGCCAAGGAGCUGGCUCGUAGGGGACUGAAGCUGGUGCUGAUUAGUAGAUCACUGGAUAAGUUGAAUGGAGUUGCCAAGGAGAUAAGCGAUAAAUAUAACGUGGAGGUGCGUGUAAUCGAUGUGGACUUCACCGGAGGUGCCGAAAUCUACGAAAAGAUCAAUAACCAGAUCAAAGGCAUGGAUAUCGGUGUAUUGGUCAACAACGUGGGUAUUAGCUACAGCCAUCCCGAGUACUUCCUCGACUGCUACAAGGCUGAUCCGCAGUUCUUGCGCAAUAUAGUUUCGGCUAAUAUUCAUUCGGUUACACACAUGACCGCCCUAGUCCUGCCGACCAUGGUCGCAAAGGGUCGCGGCGUGAUCAUUAACUUGUCCUCUACAGCUGGCGUCAUUCCCAAUCCCCUGCUAAGCGUGUACAGUUCCACAAAGGCCUUUGUGAACAAGUUCAGCGACGAUCUGCAGACUGAGUACAAGGACCAAGGCAUCCUUAUCCAAAGCGUGCAGCCAGGCUUCGUGGCCACCAACAUGUCGAAGAUCCGCAAGGCCACCAUUUUCGCUCCCUCACCGGAGACGUAUGUGCGCUCCGCGCUUUCCACUUUGGGAAUUGCUGGCCAGACGGCUGGCUACCUUCCCCAUGCACUGCUCCAGCUGGUGAUUCACCUUACAGAGGCGGUAUUCGGAGAGCAGUUCGCUCGCAACGUGGUGCUUAAGAAUAUACUGGGCACCCGGAAGAGGGCACUGCGUCGUCUAACCAAGGAACAGUAGGAGGGCCGAUGCUGCCUUUAUAGCAUUCCCCGCUGGAGGAGAUGGCAUUUAAGUGGAGUCGGAGGUUGGGGCUGGGCUUGUGGGGAAUCCGGCUGGUAUCAGCUUACAAUGUGUCACCUCACCGCUUGUCAAACGAACAAACAGAACAAAAGAAGGCUUAAAUACCAAAAAUAAAACAUUACACAAAUAAAGAACUAAAUCUACUUAGUUCUUUGCCAUUAAAUUAAACAUUGGAAAUUCACAACUGUCGCAGCACACAGCCAUGACACAUGUAAACAAGAAAUUAAUACUGUGUGUAAGCCAUACAUAAAUUAGAUAAAUAUAUCGUCUAGUUUCUGU
Drosophila serrata is the source of this 1705-nucleotide messenger RNA. RefSeq names its product hydroxysteroid 17-beta dehydrogenase 12 spidey (gene spidey). Gene Ontology annotation, molecular function: oxidoreductase activity. NCBI's taxonomy places the organism in Eukaryota, Metazoa, Arthropoda, Insecta, Diptera, Drosophilidae. Gene Ontology annotation, cellular component: endoplasmic reticulum. The record is from RefSeq and is a predicted model, not a curated record.